Molecule: messenger RNA, 1953 nt
Organism: Triticum urartu
Lineage: Eukaryota; Viridiplantae; Streptophyta; Magnoliopsida; Poales; Poaceae
Source: RefSeq, a predicted model, not a curated record
AUGACAAAAUGUAUAAAUACAUGGCUAAUGACUCUAAAAUGGCGCCCAAUAUCAAUUAGAGGGACCAGUUUCCAAGGCUUUGUUUGUGGUUCAUGAAUCAUCGUUUGCUAAAUUUUUUUGGAAGUCAGCCGAACUUAGUUUAUAAGAAAAAAAGGUUGGCCAUAUAAAUGGAAAAAUAUGCGAAGUCUUAGUGGACAAAAAGGAUUAUUGCAAUACACACGCCAAACACAAUUUAAUUAUCCUAUGGAAAUUUUGUUAAUCUACAUACAAAAUAGGUCAUUUCUCUAUAAUCAUUUGGUUAAUGCAAUCAAACCCGGGUUGCUGGAGCUAAGGGGUGAAAGGAAAAGAGCACAGUUUAGGGAUGGUGGAGCUGUGCAAAAUGCGUGACUGAUGCCUAGCUAGGAAAUUACCAAAACUAAGCUGUGGGUCGAACAAAUUCACCAAAUGCAUUCAUGCGCGACGCAUGAGAAGCUGGCGCGAGCAAAUUAAGCAUGGAGGUACGUAGUUGCCGGACGCGUGCUGCAUCUCCAGGUCGCGCGCUAACUGAUUCAGUUUGUAUGUCGCGUGCACUCGAUCUGCGCGCGAGAACAUGUACGCUCAAUCUGCCCAUAUAUACCACCUUUCUUCUGCAAAGCCAGCCACACCAUCGAUCUCCAUCUCCACAAAUUUCACCGGAGAAGCAUGGCCUCCAUGGCGGUGGCCAGGAUCGCCGCCGUCUUGACCGUGGCGGCGCUCUUCGCCGCGGCGGGGGCAGCGGAUCCCCAACCCGCAAAGGGAGCACAUUGCUGGCGGUGCUACUCUUCCUGCAUGCACAAGUGCGACGGCUACCGUGAUGCCGCCGCCCGCUCCGUCAAUCGUACUCAGCCCGCCGUCCACACAACCGUCGACGAUGGUGCAGCAGCCGCCUCCAUCCCCGUCAACUCUAUCGAUGGCACUGCAGCAAUCACACACUCCACCGAUGGCACUCUAGCCGCUGUCGACAAAACCGAUGGUGCAGUCGCCCAUAUCGCCGACGGCUACGACGACAGGGACGACGAUGACAAGGGCGACAAAAAGGAUGACGAUGACUACGGUGAUAAGAAUGACAAGGACGACGAUGAUAAGGAUGACAAGGAUGACGACGAUGAUGAUAAGGACGACAAGGACGACGACGACAACGACGAUGAUGAGAAUGAUGAUGACGAUGACGACGACGACGACCACGACGACAGCCGCAGCGACUGGCGGAAGUACUUCAAAUGCAAGAAGAUGUGCAUCGUGGACUGCUACAGGAGCCUGCCGCCGGUGUGCUACAAGAUGUGCAUCUCGGAGACCUGCCUCAAUCACCCACCAUAUAAACAGGCGGAUUGCUACAAAUCAUGCGGGCACAAAUGCUUGGACCACCACCACCACCACCACCAUCACCAUCACCACCACCACCCAAGCCCGGGUCCAAAGCCCCCGAGUCCGAAGCCACCAAAGCCGGAGCCAAAGCCGACGCCACCAAAGCCCACACCUCCAAAGCCCGCUCCACCGAAGCCCAUGCCGCCACCGUCGCCCAUACCGCCGCCGUCGCCCAUGGCGCCAAAACCAACCCCGCCGAAGCCGCUGCUAAAGCGGCCGUGCCAUCCUAAUGCACCGAAGCCAAGGCUACCGUGUCCGUCGAAGACUAACUCGAAACCGAAGGUAAAGUCGAAGCCGAAGCCACCGUGCCUGCCACCGGCCACUGUAUCUGUGUCGACCAACACUAGCAACAACUGAUGGUUAUACACCAUGACGUCUAUGCGCACAUAUUUGAAACAGAGCUUGUCAUAUAUAUAGCACAACAAUAUUUAGAGCCAUUAUGAGUAUAUAUAGAUUAUUGUAUAAGGUUACUCUAUAGAUGAAGAACUAAUUCAUCAGCUCUAGCUAAGCUGGGUACAGAGCUAAUUCAUCAGCUCACCAGUGAUCAUGCGUGUUGCUGAAUAUCUCAUC